Aspergillus melleus is the source of this 1086-nucleotide messenger RNA. It is a transcript of the gene och1, whose product is annotated as glycosyltransferase family 32 protein. Gene Ontology annotation, molecular function: alpha-1,6-mannosyltransferase activity. Lineage: Eukaryota; Fungi; Ascomycota; Eurotiomycetes; Eurotiales; Aspergillaceae. The coding region runs from base 1 to 1086 and encodes 361 amino acids. The transcript has 2 exons. The record is from RefSeq and is a predicted model, not a curated record. Gene Ontology annotation, cellular component: mannan polymerase complex. Gene Ontology annotation, biological process: protein N-linked glycosylation.
AUGCUCACCUUUCGCAAAGCCCUCGUCGCGGCCGUCCUCUUGAUCGCCUUCAUCGCCCUCAUCCGGUCGUCGCAUUCAUCUGCCUCCCCCGCGCCGUCUCCCCUCCCCGUCUCCGAAGAGAUCGACCGCGACGAGAGUUAUGCAACGGAAGAACGGCCCCCGAGUCAGAAAACGGCCCGCGUCCAACAACAGCCCCUCGAGCCACCGGCCAGCGCUCCCUUACGCGACCGGUUGCGAUAUCAAUUUCCCUACGACCUAGACGGCAAAUUUCCCGCCUACAUCUGGCAGACCUGGAAGUACACCCCGGGCUCGCUGUGGUUCACCCCGGAACUGCGCGAUGCCGAGGCCAGCUGGACCGAAUUGCACCCGGGGUUCGUGCACGAGGUCAUCCCGGACGAUACGCAGCGCCAUCUGAUCAAGUACCUCUACGGCUCGGUGCCCGACGUUUUUGAGGCCUACGACUCAAUGCCACUGCCCGUCCUCAAAGCUGAUUUCUUCCGCUAUCUGAUCCUACUGGCGCGCGGCGGCAUCUACAGCGACAUCGAUACAACGGCCUUGAAACCGGCGCUGGAUUGGUUGCCGUCGGAGUUUGACCUGUCGACUGUCGGCUUCGUCGUCGGCAUCGAAGCCGACCCCGAUCGCCCGGACUGGCACGAUUGGUACUCGCGUCGCAUCCAGUUCUGUCAGUGGACCAUUCAGGCCAAACCGGGCCACCCCAUCCUGCGCGACAUUGUGGCCUACAUCACCGAGGAGGCCCUGCGGAUGAAGAAGAAGGGCAUUCUCAAGACGGGCAAGAUGGACAAGACGAUCGUCGAGUUCACUGGUCCGGCCGCUUGGACGGACGCCGUCUUCCGCUACUUCAACAAUCCGGACUAUUUCAACAUCGAGCCGGGGUCGGACCUGAACGUCACUUAUGAGGAUUUCACGAACCAGGAGGGGUACAAGAAGGUCGGCGACGUGGUGGUUCUGCCCAUCACCAGCUUCAGCCCUGGCGUGCAGCAAAUGGGAGCUCAGGAUAUCGACGAUCCAAUGGCGUUCGUCAAGCAUGACUUUGGAGGAACUUGGAAAUCCGACCCUUCUCUAUAA